Messenger RNA from Anopheles aquasalis, 1871 nucleotides. Its product is annotated as farnesol dehydrogenase. The record is from RefSeq and is a predicted model, not a curated record. NCBI's taxonomy places the organism in Eukaryota, Metazoa, Arthropoda, Insecta, Diptera, Culicidae. Gene Ontology annotation, molecular function: oxidoreductase activity.
UCCAUCCAGAACAAGCCAUUGCCGUUCGCCGACACCGACGCCGACGCCAAAAACGAACCGCGGUUUGUUACUCCCUCUGCGACCAAUAACACGAUUCCCAAUACGCACUGGGCGGUUUGUUGGUGUAUUGUGCAAGUCAUAGUAAAAAUAGUGCCCAAGCGCCAAGGUCGACACGCAUCUCGCGCUCGCGGCUGCUUCUCAUUCGACCGACAACCGCCGUGGUGGAGUGACGCUUUCUCUAGACUUGCCCCCAGUGCUUUGCUACCAUACUUUAGUCAUCAUGGAGCGUUGGAUAAGUCGUGUGGCCGUAGUGACCGGUGCCAGCUCGGGAAUUGGUGCUGCAGUCGCGAAGGAUCUGGCCAAAGCCGGCAUGGUUGCCGUCGGUCUGGCACGACGCGUCGAGCGUAUCGAGGAACUACGAAAGGAUGUGCCGGAGGAUGCGGCCAAGCGGUUGCACGCGAUCAAGUGUGAUAUUUCGAACCAGGCUGACAUUGAUGCAGCGUUCAAGCAGGUGGAAGAACGGUUUGGUGGAAUUGAUGUGUUGGUGAAUAAUGCCGGAAUCGUCCGGAACGUUCCACUGCUGGAUGUGAACAGCUCGGCGGACAUUAAGUCCGUAGUGGACACCAACGUGACCGGGCUGGUCCUGUGCAGCCAACAGGCGUUCCAAUCGAUGACGAAGCGAUCGGUCGAUGGACACAUUAUUAACAUUAGCAGCGUCGUGGGCCACAUGGUUCCGAAUUAUCCGAAGCUGAACGUUUACCCUGCCUCGAAGCACGCCGUCAAAGCCAUCACGGAAACGAUGCGCCAAGAGACGCGAGAUGCUGGCAGGAAGGUCAAAGUGACGAGUAUUAGCCCCGGUGGCGUGAGGACAGAAAUUCUGGAUGGUGUUGGACUGCCGGAGGACACACCGUUGCUCGAUCCGCACGACAUCUCGGACGCCGUAUUGUACACGCUGGCCACUCCACCACGAGUGCAGAUACACGAAAUCAUUAUCAAGCCGGCCGGCGAGAGAAUUUGAUCACUCAUCGACACGUUGUCCAUCGUUAUGUUUCAAUACAACCUUGGGUCUAUUGGCCACAAAUGUCUCAAAUCUAAGCGACUUACAUAAUUUCGUGGCCUCUAUUUCCUGUGCAGAAGGGAGGAUAGAAAAGGGGGUUAUCAAGCGCUCGUGGUGCUAUCCAGAAACAAUCGGCCCUAUAGAAGCAUAAUAUAGCCACGCACUUGCUGCUGAUAAGAUAGCGCGCUAGCGAAGUGAGAAAAAAAUACCAUCCUUCGCGGGUAUUUGUGUGCCGUGAUAUUUCACGCUUCACGCACCGGUGUGUCUGGGUGUAAAUGUAUCGCUUCUGUUCGCUCUCGCGUAAAACCCCUGAUGCUGAUUAGAGAGAAUGAUCGAGAUCGGCAACAUCCGGUCUCUCCCGAGGGGUGGUUGCUGCUGACCUUGAAUGUUUGCCCAUUCUUGCGUGAUUCUGGCGCAAGUGUUUUGCGCAGAUAGGUAGAAGCAAGGAAGUUUGAGGCAGGUUUGCAAAAAACAUUGAUUUGCAUGUUUUCUUGGCGAAGCGAUAUGCAGAAAUCAAACAUCCAGUCCAGUUAUUUAGUGGGGUGGUCGUGUAUUGGACGGCACGGUCACGGUCAACCGAACUGUGGAUCGAUUAUUCCAAGCGCAUCGUUAGGAUUUAAAUCGAAUAUAGGCGCUCUUGUAAAGUCUGUUGAUGAUUUGCUGUACUGGGCAUAUAUUAUUGACUUCAUUGACUAUCUGAGAUUUUUCUUAAAGCAUUCAAAAUAUUUUAUCACACCGAGGCAUGUUUGAGAAAAAUAUUAGUUCCACUGUUGGUUUCUAAGUCGAACAACUACUACAUUUUGAAUAAAUGGCG